AGAUACAUAGUAUUACAUUAAUGCCCUUCAUAGUUAACUUUCUCCUAAAUUGGUGCGUUAUAAUUAAUUCUUUCCUUUUAAAUUGAGUAUUAGUGAUUUCAUCUGUGUUUAAUGAUCUCCGUUCGAUGCAUCUGAUCGAAUGACUCUCCUUUAUUCUCAUUUCUUUCACCAAGCAUUAAACACAGAAAUGGGAACUCUCCUUUAUUCUCAUUUUUUUCACCAAGCACCAUUCUCACACAGAAAUGGGAACUCUAAUUCAAAGAAUCGAAGGUCCUAUGAUGAUGAUCGAAGAACCUCCAGCGAAUCCUAUCAAUUCCAUAGAGGUGGUGACAGGAACUAUUUCUUCGAUCCAGGUACCACAACUUGCAGCGACAACUUCUGGGAUAGAUAUCGUCAUGGUGAUCGAAGAGGCUCCCUCAUCCAACGUAGAAAUUGGUGGAACCCCUCCCAGAAACCUAAUUCAUCCUCCAUUGCAAAUGAUCGAAUUUUGGACAGGUCAGCCCCUCGAGAGGUGUUACACAGGGAAGGUUUGCUUCUGUUCCGACCUACUAAUCACCUGACAAAGAACUUGCAAGCAUCAUUCAUUUUGGGUAAUGUGGAAUUUUGUUUUUUCCAUUCAUUUCACAAUCACACCUUUUGUUUAUCUAUUGAGGGUAAGAAUAACAAGGUAAUCUGGUUCGAUUCUGACCUCUUGAGCUGGAUACUGGAAUGUCUCUUUAGAAUCUGUUUUGAGCCUAGUUGGGUUUUCACAAAGCACAUUGGUAAGAGAGAUAUUAGAGUUGCUGUGGAACAUUUUGAUAAUGAGAACUUUGUGGUUAUUUCGGAAUCUAGAAUUGAGGGCUCUAGAUCAAUUUCAGUCCCAGUAGGAAAGAAUUUUCAGCUGCUCAGAGUUUUCACAUUGAAUCUUCAACAAUUCUACCGCGGUGCAUUAAAGAAAUCAGGAUUAUGCUCAUCCAAUGAGCAUGGCUGCAAGGUGGUUGAGAGAUUCUGCUCAGUUGAUGUUAGCUCUGUGUCAGGCAUCGGUGGUGGAGACUGGCUACCACCCUUAGUGCAAUCAAUACACCAAGAAGUUUCAGCUUCCUACUCUUUUCUUAGUUGGGAAAAUGAAUCCAUCAGGAAGCCCAAAGCUGUUGAUAGAGAUUUAGCAUUGCUUUGUACUGCUCCAAGUUUAGACCUGGAAGAACACUCUUGUUCUAAGUGUCUGUUUGCAAUGGACACCGAGUCACUUUCUGAGUUCGGGAUUCAUGCUCUCAAGAGUGCAAUACCUGCCCCUUCUUUAGAUCAAAGUUUAACACCAUCAGUCCUUAAUGAACACUGGGAGGGAGCAGAGGCAGGCAUGGGGAUGAUGAAACUAAAUGCCCUUGAGGAUGCAAGCCCGGGAUUUGAAGAACCUGCCCUCUACACUCACUCUGAAGGAGAGAAAACUGUUUUUAUUGACUCUAAGCUUGAACCUUUUAGAAUCAUAACUCCUAGUUCCUCUAAUAUGUCAUUGCAGCUUCCGAAAUUAGCUAAGGGUAAGGCAACCUACUCACCUUCUCAUAUGGUUACUAGAAGUAGAGCUAAGAUUAUAGCAGCGGGAAGGAAAGAACACCCCAUUAAGGGAGUUGACACAUCUGAUGAGGAGAGCGAAUCUUUUGUAGAAGGCAUCCGCUCCGCUUUCAAGAGGAGUUGUCCGUCAAUCAAAACGAAGAAUAUCCAAACCUUUACUCCAACCUCGGAAUCCCAAGUGAAGCUUAGUAAAAAACAGAAAAAGAAGGCAAAGAUGAAACUCAAAUAGCACACUUAGCGGUCAAAGCGAAGAAUUUAGUAGAUCCCGAGUAUUUUGAGGAGUUUGAGGAUGAUUUGGAUAACUUGAAUUUCUUGUAACUCUUUUCUUUUCAUGUUUGCCGGGCACAUUAGGUGCAGGUUUUCAUGCUUUUCCUUAUCUUAUUUUUUUAGCUUUGUUGGGCCUUGUUUGGGUUUAGCCCACCCUCUCCGUUUGUACUUCUAAUUUCUUCUUUAAUUUAAUAAGAUAGAGCGUCCCUG
Messenger RNA from Cuscuta campestris, 2025 nucleotides. NCBI's taxonomy places the organism in Eukaryota, Viridiplantae, Streptophyta, Magnoliopsida, Solanales, Convolvulaceae. The record is from the annotation of a GenBank genome assembly.